Alternaria alternata is the source of this 608-nucleotide messenger RNA. RefSeq lists its product as hypothetical. The coding region runs from base 69 to 569 and encodes 166 amino acids. The record is from RefSeq and is a predicted model, not a curated record. The transcript has a single exon. NCBI's taxonomy places the organism in Eukaryota, Fungi, Ascomycota, Dothideomycetes, Pleosporales, Pleosporaceae.
UGGAUGUUGCGCCUUACAGGACGUUCGAGUCCCGUGACCUUGAACAGAACAUAACAUUUGAAGAGACUAUGAUAGCCAGACAGCGGAGAGAGAGACUCAAUAGGAUACAUGAUAUAAGACCACUUAGAGCGCUCCUUUGCUGCACAAACCCCAACGUCCAGAUUAUCUGGCCACAUGACGGUGGGGAGCUUGCCAUUCGCCUUGGUCUGAGGCUGAAACUCACCACGACAGAUCAGAACCAGCGCAUGUCUCCUUGUGUUCGCCCAUGCUCGCUUCUAAAUACAACGCUUCAUCGAGCAUGGCUACUUCUCCAUGUCAUUGAAUCUCCUCUUGCGAAGUCGUCGAGUUGUGUGGGACCGCUCAGCGAUCAGGUUGCCCCACGAAACGAGAUCGCGCCGGCACCUCGCGUGCCACGCACCGCCUUGAAAAUCGGCCUCCUGGACAAGAAUAACGUCAUCACUUCAUAUAUGCGCUACACCAUGGAUUUCGGUCUGUUUUCGAUAAUUAAACUCAUAGUAGUUUCGUUCUUCAAAUCAUACACACAAAUGAUCUAUACACCUCUGACUUGAACAUCUAUCUAGGUUCCUUAUGUCAUAGCAUCCAAAGGA